AUGAUAUUUUUGCGUUGUUUUUGCUUUCUUUUCAUAGAGGAAGAGAGACUCCUGCGGGCCAAUGACAGACCUUUUAACCUGUCUUACCAAUAUGCUAACAAUGCCAUCAAGACCUCCAAAUACAACGUCUUCACUUUCUUGCCGCUCAACCUGUUUGAACAGUUCAGGAGGCUGGCCAAUGCCUACUUCCUGUUCCUUCUCAUCCUUCAGCUAAUCCCUCAAAUAUCCUCCCUCUCCUGGUUCACCACGGCUGUGCCUUUGAUUCUGGUGCUGUCCAUAACGGCGGUCAAAGAUGCAAGCGAUGACAUAAACAGAUACAAAUGUGACAAGCAAGUGAACAACCGUACCGUGGACGUCCUCAUCGACGGACAACUGAAAAAGGAAAAGUGGAUGAAUGUCCAGGUCGGGGACGUCAUCAAACUGGAGAACAAUCAGUUUGUCACCGCUGACCUCCUGCUGCUGUCCAGCAGCGAGCCUCUGAACCUGGUCUACGUGGAGACGGCCGAGUUAGAUGGUGAAACCAAUCUGAAAGUGAAGCAGGCCCUGACCUACACCGGAGAAAUGGGAAACAACAUUGAAGUACUCUCCAGCUUCAAUGGUGAGGUGCGAUGUGAGCCUCCCAAUAAUCGUCUGGACAAGUUCAAAGGGACUCUGACCGUGAACGGAGAGGUCCACAGUCUGGACAACGACAAGGUGCUGCUCAGAGGGUGCACGGUCAGAAACACAGACUGGUGCUUUGGACUGGUCAUUUUUGGAGGUCCCGACACGAAGCUGAUGCAAAACAGUGGAAAGACGGUGUUCAAACGUACAAGCAUCGAUCACCUGCUGAAUGUCCUGGUGUUAUGUAUCUUUGCUUUUCUGGCGACUAUGUGUACCAUUCUGGCCAUCGGCAAUGCGAUCUGGGAGACAAAGGAGGGCUCUGUGUUCCACGUGUUUGUUCCCCUGGAACCAGGCAUUAAUGCAGCCCUCUCGUCCUUCCUCUCCUUCUGGUCCUAUGUGAUAGUCCUCAACACUGUGGUUCCCAUUUCUCUCUAUGUCAGUGUGGAGAUAAUCCGUCUGGGGAACAGCUUCUUUAUAGACUGGGACAGGAAGAUGUAUUACUCUAAGAAUGACACCCCUGCCCAGGCGAGGACCACCACACUCAACGAGGAGCUGGGCCAGAUUAAAUACAUCUUCAGCGACAAGACAGGCACCCUGACACAGAACAUCAUGGCUUUUAAUAAGUGUUCCAUCAAUGGCAAAGCCUAUGGGGAGCUGUAUGACUUCACUGGACAAAGGGUGGAAAUAACAGAGAAAACAGAGAGGCUGGACUUCUCCUGGAAUCAGCUGGCAGAUCCAAAGUUCAUCUUUCACGAUCACAGUCUGAUGGAGACGGUGAGAGAAGGAAACCCGGAGGCUCAGGCCUUCUUCCGCUUGCUGGCCUUGUGUCACACUGUCAUGCCUGAGGAAAAGACAGAGGACCUGCCCUUGUCAUCUCUGCUAGGGGAGCUCAACUACCAGGCUCAGUCUCCUGAUGAGGGAGCUCUGGUGACCGCAGCCAGGAACUUUGGUUUUGUGUUCCGCUCUCGCACACCAGAGAGCAUCACGGUCAUGGAGAUGGGCACGAAGGUUGUCUAUGACCUGGUGGCCAUUCUGGACUUCAAUAAUGUGCGGAAAAGGAUGUCAGUAAUAGUGCGCAGCCCUGAGGGAAAGUUGACUCUGUACUGCAAAGGAGCCGACACCAUCAUCUAUGAAAGACUACACCCCUCAUGUGACAAACUGAUGGAGGUCACCACCAGGCACCUCAAUGAAUAUGCAGGUGACGGCCUCCGUACGCUGGUUCUGGCCUACAAGGAGUUGGAUGAGAGCUACCUGAAGGAGUGGAGACAGCGCCACCAUGAGGCCAGCAUCGCUUUGGACGGACGAGAGGAGAGACUGGACCAGAUUUAUGAAGACAUCGAGAAAGAUCUCAUUCUGUUAGGAGCCACAGCUGUGGAGGACAAGCUGCAAGAUGGCGUGCCACAGACCAUUGAGCAACUGGCCAAAGCUGACAUGAAGAUCUGGGUGUUGACUGGAGAUAAACAAGAGACGGCAGAAAACAUCGGCUAUUCUUGCAACAUGCUGAGAGAAGAGAUGAGCGAGGUUUUCAUUGUGGCAGCCAAUACAGCCCAAGGUGUCAAAGAGGAGCUCCAGAAUGCAAGAAGGAAAAUGUCUCCAGACUCGGCGGAGGAGCCCUCUGUGGUCAGGGCUCGAGCGGGUUUGUUUUGGCUCGAGAAGACGGAAACGUUGCAGGACGAGAAGGUGGACGGAGACUAUGCCCUGAUAAUAAACGGACACAGCUUGGCGUUUGCGCUGGAGAAGGAGCUGCAGCUGGAGCUGCUGAGGACGGCGUGCAUGUGUCAGACGGUGAUCUGCUGCAGGGUCACCCCUCUGCAGAAAGCCCAGGUGGUCCAGCUGGUCAAGAAAUACAAGCAGGCCAUCACUCUGGCCAUUGGGGACGGAGCCAAUGACGUCAGCAUGAUCAAAGCCGCUCACAUCGGUGUGGGAAUCAGUGGUCAGGAGGGCAUGCAGGCAGUUCUGUCCAGCGACUUCUCCUUCGCCCAGUUCCGGUACCUCCAGCGGCUCCUGCUGGUGCACGGCCGCUGGUCCUACCUGCGCAUGUGCAAGUUCCUCCGAUACUUCUUCUUCAAAAACUUCACCUUUGCCCUCUUGAACUUCUGGUACGCCUUCUUCUGCGGCUUCUCUGCUCAGAGUGUGUAUGAUGAGUGGUUCAUCACCUUGUAUAAUACAGUCUACACAGCCCUCCCUGUUCUCGGCCUCAGCAUCUUUGACCAGGUAUAA
Molecule: messenger RNA, 2820 nt
Organism: Menidia menidia (Atlantic silverside)
Lineage: Eukaryota; Metazoa; Chordata; Actinopteri; Atheriniformes; Atherinopsidae
Source: the annotation of a GenBank genome assembly